AAAAGCAUUCCCAGGCAGCUCUCACUGUCAACAACAUCCCAUCCUGGAGGGACUAUCACCACAGCUGAGAGGGGGAAUCAGCGUGAGCCGGGGCAUCAUUUAAACCUCCUGCAAAGGCACAAACGCCAGAAGAGAAAACUGAAGAUGGGACAUUUCAAGAUGGUCACCGCGCUGCUGGCUGCUGUGACCCUAGUGGACCUCUUCCAGGUGAAGGCGGAAGUGUUAGACAUGGCGGAGAAUUCGUUUGACGAUGAAUACCAGAAGUGCAGCAACAGGAUGGAGGGGAAGUACGUCCCACAGCUGUUCAGGGAAGAAAAGGCCAGCUCUGACCUCCUGGAGACUGUGUGGGACAAUGCAGAGAUCCUGUGGGAAGCCCGGAAGGCUAAGAUCUCUCCCCCAAUGAACUUCAAGGAUCCCUAUGGAAUAACCCUGUUGGCGUUUGUGACCGAGGCCCGGGAGCAGACUCCCUUUUACCACGAUUUCACCAGAGCUGUGAAGAUGGCCGGCCAGUCCCGAAAAGAUUACAUCUACAACUUUCCGUUCAAAGCUUUUCAUUUUUACCUGGUGAGAGCCCUGCAGCUGCUGAGAAGACCUUGUGAAGACAGUUAUAAGGACGUGGUGUACCUCACAAGUCAGGACAUUUCCUUCACCUUCGGAGGGCCAAACCAAGCCAGGCUGGGCAACUUCACGCUGGCAUAUCCAGCCAAACCCCCGACAGCGAACCAACAGCCAGUGCUAACCAUCCACACCUGCUUUGGGGUUUCCGUGGAAAGGUUUUUGGAUAAAGCAAAUGAGAGAGUUGUUUUAAUACCUCUGAGUGAGGUUUUUCACGUGUCCCGGGCAGGAACUGGCAAUGACCUUAUUCUUGAGAGCAUAAACAAGACCUGCAGCUACUACGAGUGUGCCUUCCUCGGAGGUCUAAAAACUGAAAAUUGCAUCGCAAACCCAGAAUAUAUGGAACCUGUGUAUGUCUACAACCCUGAUCUGGAAAGUCAGAAGCUUGAAGACUCUGGAAUCAAACCCUGGGCCCCCUGCAAGCUAGGUAGGAAAAGCUUCGGAUCGACUGGCAUACCAGAAAUUAAAGUGCUACAACCAGAUGAAAACCUUCUCCGGCCAGAUGAAAAGCCUGAAGGCAAAAGUCAAAGAAAUGCGGACAACCCCACUCCAGGUCCACGUCCAGUUCCACGUCCCAAGACCCAUCCUUCUGCAUCCUUCGGCAGAAGACUCCUCCCACCAGUCACAGCAUCCAUUGUUUUAGCGGUCGCUUCUGCUGUAAACAUCCUCACUGUUCUAGAGCUUGAGACGGGAUCUUAACCUUUAUUGGAAAGGCGCUGAGGGGAUCCCACAGAAGGUCACGAGAAGAGAUGUGACAGACUCACUGCAUAAAAUAAGAACUGUGUAUCUCUUCCCUGUUUUACAGUUUCAAAAGCUGGUCCAAAUAGUGUCAUAGGAUUCACUUUUCAUUUCUGAUUAAUUUUAGGAUUGCAAAAAUCCCAAAGCUGUAUACUUUUGACUGGAUUCAAUAAAACUUUUAAGUUUA
Molecule: messenger RNA, 1540 nt
Organism: Peromyscus maniculatus bairdii (prairie deer mouse)
Lineage: Eukaryota; Metazoa; Chordata; Mammalia; Rodentia; Cricetidae
Source: RefSeq, a predicted model, not a curated record